Molecule: messenger RNA, 795 nt
Organism: Lodderomyces beijingensis
Lineage: Eukaryota; Fungi; Ascomycota; Pichiomycetes; Serinales; Debaryomycetaceae
Source: the annotation of a GenBank genome assembly
AUGAGUUUCGGAGAUGCAUUUCAGAAAAUCAUUGAUCAUCCAGAGAAGCACAAAGAAGCAGUGCUCUACAGUGACGAGCAUGUCGUGAUAAUCAAAGAUCUAUUCCCCAAAGCCACGCGACAUCUACUUGUGAUCCCGAGGAAUGCCAAAUACACGCACCAACAUCCACUUGAAGUAUUCAACAAGCAUUACGGUGAAACCACCGGAGAAGAAUUGUAUGAGCAAAUGGGCGGGUACGUUGAAAAGGCAAAGAACAUAAUAGUUGAAGAUUUGAAGGAUAAAUUAGAUUUGAGAAACAAAGCCAAAGACGACGACGGGGAGCAGGCGUUGCAAAAGUUUCGAAACAAGCAUAUUCAAGCUGGUGUUCAUUCCAUUCCGUCACUAAGCAAUUUGCACAUUCAUGUUAUAACGCAAGAUUUCCACUCACCGAAGUUGAAGAACAAAAAGCACUACAAUUCUUUUACUACAAAAUUCUUUGUGCCCUUUGAAGAAUUAAACCCCUUCUUUAAUGAAGGUUAUUACAAGCUCGCACAUGAGAGAAGUGGUAAUGCUGCUUCGGGAUCAGAGACAGCAUCAGACCAAGAACUGGAUCCGGGUAGACCAGCCUUUGUACGGCACGUUCGCAAUAGUGCCACGCUAGAAAGCACAAUCAAGAAUUGCCCUUUCAAAUGCAUGUUUUGUCGCCAGACUUUUGGCAAUUCCAUGGUCAAGUUGAAACUGCAUUUGAAGGAUGAAUUUGUGAAAGUUUAUGGUGAGUUGGGAGAUGUGACAAGAUUGGAGCCCAAUAAAUUUUGA